AUGGCUGGAUUGCCAUCACCAAGCCUGAAUCUACCCUCAGUGGUGUCGACCAGACCAAACAUCAGGUGCAGGUCUUGCAAAGACUGGCCGGGGACGACAGCGCACCCGCCAAGAGCCGUCAAUCGCCCUUCCCCACCUGCCUGCAGGAGAACAAUGGCGUAG
Symbiodinium sp. CCMP2456 is the source of this 162-nucleotide messenger RNA. The record is from the annotation of a GenBank genome assembly. NCBI's taxonomy places the organism in Eukaryota, Dinophyceae, Suessiales, Symbiodiniaceae.